AUGUCUGGUCCAGUGGUUACUAAUGGCGUUCCCGAGAUCAGGUCGAAGGUUGUGGAAACGCCAUUCCUCAUUCUCGGGGCCGGACCAGCAGGUGGCUCGCUGGCAUGCUUUCUAUCACACCCACCCUACUCCAUGACGGGCAUCAUGAUCUCUGCAGCACCGACGACGUCCCAAACACCCAGGGCACAUAUCACUAACCCCGCCGCCUUUGAAUGUCUCAGAGACAUCGACUUAGAGCAGACAUGUUUGGACCAGGCAGUGGAGGGUGACUGCAUGAUUCACACCCGCUGGUGCCACGACAUGACCGGGGAGGAGUAUGGCCGCAUCUAUUCGUGGGGCAAUGAUCCGAAGCGCCACGGGGAGUAUGAAGCAGCAACCCCUUGCCAUCAUGUCGACCUUCCCCAAACCACAUUUGAGCCCAUUCUGGUCCAAAGAGCGUCAUCCCAAGGGUGGGAUGUCAGGUUCCGAACCAGCAUCGUCGACUUCAAAAAGGAAGAUGAUGGCAAGAUCCUCAGCCGAGUGCGUGAUGAUUUGACCCAGACCGAGUAUUUCAUUCGCUCACAAUAUCUCUUCGGAUGUGAUGGUGCAAGAAGUCAAGUCAUCCGCGAACUGAAGAUCCCUCUGAACAAGAAACCCGGCCAGGGUCUGGCCAUCAACGUCUUGGUCAAGGUGGAUCUGAGCGAAUACGUCGAAGCCAGAAAGGGAAACCUGCAUUGGGUAUUCCAACCUGAACGGGAAUAUCCCGACUUUGCUUGGAGUGGUCUGAUUAGAAUGGUGAAGCCAUGGAAUGAGUGGAUGUUUAUCCUCUUCCCCAAGCCUGGCACGGAAUGGAAGGAGCCCACUCACGAACAAUACGUGCAGAGAUGCAAAGAAAUCGUCGGCCGAGACGAUCUUCCGCUGGAGAUCCUGGAUAUUUCAAAAUGGUACAUUAACGAGAUCGUUGCCGAAUACUACUCCGAAGGCAACGUUUUCUGUCUGGGAGACGCCGUGCACAGACACCCACCCUUCAAUGGUCUUGGAUCGAACACCUGUGUGCAGGAUGCCUUCAACCUGGCAUGGAAAAUCAAGUACGUCCAACGAGGCAUGGCUUCGUCCUCGAUCCUGGAGACAUUCAGCCACGAACGACAACCCGUUGGUCUAGGUGUGAUCACCCGCGCAAACCAGGGCAUUCGGGACCACGUCCCCGUGUGGAGGGAGAUGGGGUUGAUGGAAGAAACCGUGGAGAAGAGGAUGAAGAUCUUCAACAGCCUUAAAUCAGCAUCGCCCGAAGCUCGAGAGCGGAGGAAACGGGUCAAUGCGGCCAUCGAGGGCACCGCUCACGAGUUUCACGGCAUCGGCGUGGAGAUGAACCACAGAUACGACUCCGCGGCCGUCUACCUAGAUGAUGAAAUAAAGGCUGGCACGCCGAAACCCGAGUGGCCGGAGGACCCAAUCCUGCACCAUAAAGUCAGCACCUAUCCGGGUCAUCGACUACCGCAUGCAUGGCUGAACAAGACCAUGCCGAUCAAGAACCAUACCUCGACAAUUGAUCUCGCUGGCCAUGGGAGGUUCUCGCUCAUCACCGGCAUUGGUGGUAAAAAGUGGAUCGAGGCAGCGGAAAAGCUAGGCAAGGAGCUUGGGAUCGAGAUCAGCACACAUACCAUCGGCUGGGGACAAGAGUGGAUUGAUGUUUAUCGCGAUUGGGAGCGAAGGCGAGAGGUUGAAGAAGACGGAUGUAUCCUUGUCAGACCCGAUCGAUUCGUCGCCUGGAGGUCGAUGGAUCUGCGGGAUGACUGUGAGGCAAAACUAGGGGAGGUCUUGAAGAAGGUUCUCGGCCGAUCAUAA
Cladophialophora yegresii CBS 114405 is the source of this 1824-nucleotide messenger RNA. RefSeq lists its product as uncharacterized. The record is from RefSeq and is a predicted model, not a curated record. The coding region runs from base 1 to 1824 and encodes 607 amino acids. Gene Ontology annotation, molecular function: FAD binding. Lineage: Eukaryota; Fungi; Ascomycota; Eurotiomycetes; Chaetothyriales; Herpotrichiellaceae. The transcript is spliced from 3 exons.